GUAUUACCCAGAGUUGUGCCGAAAGUGUUGAACAGCAGCGUUAGUGCACUUGUUCUGCUGCUGUUUCUAUUCACUUAAUACAAUGAUGAAAGCUGUGGUGUUCGGCAUGUGGGGAGGAGUUGUGACCCCUCACCCCCUUCAACCUUCACACAACUUCGAAACAUGUCCAAACAUUAGGAGGGAUCUUGUACCGGCGGGCACUGAGAAUCCGCUGGUUCGAGCUGAACGGGGGAUCAUCACCCUUUCCCAGAUGCUUGCAGAGCUGGAAUCUGAGCAUGAAAAAGAGGCAGUCAGCCAGGCCCUGUCUUCACCUGCACCGUUCUCAGCCCAAACACUCUAUGAUGAGAUAAAGAAGGUGGAGAUUAAGAGGAAUGUGCUGGAUACUGCUGCUAUACUCCAGAGAAAAGGCAUAAAAACUGGUGUCGUGGCCAAUAUCUGGGUUGAUGACUCUCCUCAGAGGGACAGUGUUGCCAAGAUUCUUUCAGUGCUGAAAAGCUGCUUUGACGUAGUAGUUAACUCUUGCCACACUGGGUCAAGACUUCCUGAACCCACGAUAUUUCACACUGCUUUGGAUAAAUUGAAUGUUAAACCCCAUCAGGCUCUCUGGUUGGAUGUUAAUGAGGAGAGUGUUCAGGCAGCUAAAAGCUUGGGCAUGACAGCUGUUAAGAUCACUGAUAUCAGUAAAGCAAUGAUGGAAAUAGAGAAAUUUACAGGGAUAAAGAUUACUGGUGAGCAACAGCCUCUCAGUGUAAAUCCUGAAGAUAUCACUCAUGGAUAUGUAACUAUUAAGCCUGGUGUGAAGAUUCAUUUUGUGGAGAUGGGGGAUGGUCCUCCAGUACUGCUUUGCCAUGGAUUCCCAGAAAGCUGGUUCUCAUGGAGAUACCAGAUACCUGCCUUGGCUAAUGCUGGAUUUAGGGCUAUUGCUAUAGACCUAAAAGGUUUUGGUGACUCGACUGCUCUGGAAGAUAUUGAGGAGUAUUCUCUAGAAAAUAUUUUACAGGAGCUGGUGACCUUUCUUGAUAAGUUGGGCCUUGCACAGGUGACUCUGGUGGGUCAUGACUGGGGUGGUGUUUUUGCAUGGAACAUGGCUCUGUAUUACCCAGAGAGACUGAGGGCUGUGGUGUCUCUUAACACUCCUCUAUUCCCUGUGGAUCCAAACAAAAACCCAAUGCAGACACUCAAGUCUAUACCAGUCUUUGAAUAUCAAAUCUACUUCCAGGAGCCUGGUGUGGCGGAGGCUGAGCUACAGAAGGACCUGGAGAGAACUUUCAAACUGCUCUUUAGUGCCAGUUAUGAGAAUGAUACACAUCCUCAAGUGGAUACGACUGGAGUCGUUAAAAGAGGUGGACUCUUUGUUGGAAUCUCAGAAGAUGUUCCUAGAAGUGCAAUUCUGAGUGAGGCAGAGCUGCAGUACUACAUCCAGCAGUACAGGAAGAGUGGCUUCAGGGGCCCUCUGAAUUUGUAUCGGAACGUAGAGAGGAACUGGCGCUGGAUGUGUUCAAGGCCAAGGGGCAAGAUCCUGAUGCCAGCUUUGAUGGUGACUGCAGGGAAGGACAAGGUGCUUCUGCCCAUUUUUUCCACUGGCAUGGAGAAAACAAUUCCCAAUUUAUCAAGGGUUCAUAUUGAGGACUGUGGGCACUGGACCCAAAUGGAAAGACCGGCUGAGACCAACAAAAUUCUGAUCUCCUGGCUGAAAAAGAUACACCAGGAAAACUCCAUUCCUUUCUUUCCAAAGCUAUAAGAUUAAUCAUUAUUAUCAUUGCUCAAGAUUCCAAUCUUAUAGGCCAGACACCUGCAACUGGGAAUUUCUUUCAAUUCUUUAAUAUUUUUUUACAAUACUAUACCUUGAACAAUUAUCAUAUUAUCUUCCUAAAAUGCAACAGUUCUCUGCAUUGAUUAAUUCCUUUAUACAUAAUGAAUACUAAAUAUUAAUACUAAACAGCUUUGUGUUUGUAAUAAACAGCACCUUAACCACUGUGUACAGAGAAAUCCUCUGGGAAGGCACACAUACCAUACAAUUCUGAUCAAAAUAUUAGUCCUGUUCUAGCUGUAAAUCAUGGACAGUAAUCAACCAAUUCAAAGCCUACAUGCUUAUCAGGAUUGGAAAUGAGACACUAGCUGUCAUUUCCUUUGCAGUUGCUUUGAUUAGACAGUCAUGGAAACUGGCCCCUAGGAACACAGUGCAGGUCUGUUUUGUUAAGCAACGUUGAUUAGUGUGACCUGAGCCUGCCCCUUUUAAUCAAGUGAGGAGAAUUAGAAGGGCCAAAGGAAGCACAAGUCUUUUAUGAAAAAUAGACGCAGUUUAGCACAUUAAAGGAAUCGGAUUACAUGCUACCAUAACCCUUCUGAGCAUCUGUUAUACUUCCCAAAGAGGAAACUGAAGGAGAAAACCUUCCAAAACAAAUGACACCUGAAAGAACAGUGGUACAAUUCUACAAAAGCAUUACAAAAUAAUGUAUGGACGUGUUUGGUAAUGUCAGUUAGUAUUUCUUUAAUUCACUUUAAGAUUGUCUGUUUAUAUUAUUUUUUCUCACCAAAAUAGGGUCCGUCAACAUAGCUGCCAUGUUUUAAGUUUGUUUAACACAUCUCAAUAUAAAUAUUAAGAAAUGAUUGCUGAAAAACAUGGUUUUAUAUUGAUUUCUUGAUCACAAAUGCAAAUUUCUUCAUUGCAUAGCUAAAAGAAUACAAUUAUAUAUUAAUAAACUUUAAAUAUUGUGAAUU
Silurus meridionalis is the source of this 2721-nucleotide messenger RNA. It is a transcript of the gene ephx2, whose product is annotated as epoxide hydrolase 2, cytoplasmic. Gene Ontology annotation, biological process: phospholipid dephosphorylation; cholesterol homeostasis. Lineage: Eukaryota; Metazoa; Chordata; Actinopteri; Siluriformes; Siluridae. The transcript has 19 exons. Gene Ontology annotation, molecular function: lipid phosphatase activity; magnesium ion binding. The record is from RefSeq and is a predicted model, not a curated record. Gene Ontology annotation, cellular component: peroxisome. The coding region runs from base 83 to 1741 and encodes 552 amino acids.